Messenger RNA from Ficedula albicollis (Collared flycatcher), 1457 nucleotides. It is a transcript of the gene GABRA3, whose product is annotated as gamma-aminobutyric acid type A receptor alpha3 subunit. Gene Ontology annotation, biological process: nervous system process; monoatomic ion transmembrane transport; signal transduction. Gene Ontology annotation, cellular component: neuron projection; synapse; postsynapse. Bases 14 to 1411 code for a protein of 465 amino acids. The transcript has 9 exons. Lineage: Eukaryota; Metazoa; Chordata; Aves; Passeriformes; Muscicapidae. The record is from RefSeq and is a predicted model, not a curated record. Gene Ontology annotation, molecular function: transmitter-gated monoatomic ion channel activity involved in regulation of postsynaptic membrane potential; benzodiazepine receptor activity; GABA-A receptor activity.
GAGGCUCCCGGCAAUGGGGCCCUUCUCCCUCCUCAGCCUUGGAUUCCUGGUCCUGCUUCUGGCUCUCCCUGCUGAUGCUGGGCUCUCUCAGAAGCACGUCUCGGACGUCGUGGAUGACAGCAAAGACAACAUCACCAUCUUCACACGCAUCCUGGACAGGCUCCUGGACGGAUACGACAACCGCCUCAGGCCCGGGCUCGGAGACAGUGUAACUGAAGUCAAGACAGACAUUUACGUGACGAGUUUCGGCCCUGUCUCGGACACAGACAUGGAAUACACCAUUGAUGUCUUUUUCCGGCAGUCCUGGAGAGAUGAAAGGCUGAAGUUUGAUGGUCCCAUGAAAAUCCUUCCCCUGAACAACCUGCUGGCCAGUAAGAUCUGGACUCCUGACACUUUUUUCCACAAUGGGAAGAAAUCUGUUGCCCACAACAUGACCACCCCCAACAAGCUGCUGCGCCUGGUGGACAAUGGCACCCUCCUGUACACCAUGAGGCUGACCAUCCACGCCGAGUGCCCCAUGCACCUGGAGGACUUCCCAAUGGACGUGCACGCCUGCCCCCUGAAAUUUGGGAGCUAUGCCUACACAAAGACAGAGGUGAUCUACACCUGGACCCUGGGGAAGGAUAAAUCUGUGGAAGUAGCCAAGGGUGGAUCUCGCCUGAACCAGUAUGACCUGCUGGGCCAUGUGGUUGGGACAGAGAUGGUUCGAUCCAGCACAGGGGAAUACGUUGUCAUGACCACACACUUCCACCUCAAGAGGAAGAUCGGGUACUUUGUGAUCCAGACCUACCUGCCCUGCAUCAUGACCGUCAUCCUGUCCCAGGUCUCCUUCUGGCUCAACAGGGAGUCUGUCCCUGCCCGCACGGUCUUUGGUGUCACCACGGUGCUCACCAUGACCACACUAAGCAUCAGCGCCAGAAACUCCUUACCCAAAGUGGCGUACGCGACGGCCAUGGACUGGUUCAUAGCCGUCUGUUAUGCCUUUGUGUUUUCUGCGCUGAUCGAGUUCGCCACCGUCAACUACUUCACCAAGCGCAGCUGGGCCUGGGAUGGCAAGAAGGUGCUGGAGGCCCAGGAGAUGAAGAAAAAAGAGCCGGUGGCGCUGGCCAAGAAGACCAACAACACCUACAACAUUGUUGGCACCACCUACGCCCUGAACAUGGCCAAGGAGCCCGGGCUGCCCACCAUCUCCAAGAGUGCCGCCGGCGGCGCGGCCACCAGCGUGCCCCCCAAGAUGCCCCGCCUGGAGGAGAAGCUCCCCGAGAGCAAGAAGACCUACAACAGCGUCAGCAAGGUAGACAAGAUGUCCCGCAUCGUCUUCCCAGUGCUCUUUGCCAUUUUCAACUUGGUCUACUGGGCCACCUAUGUGAACCGGGAGUCGGCCAUCAAGGGAAUGAUCCCCAAACAAUAGAGCCUGUCACACAAACCUUCCAUCAGUCAGCACCAUCCCAGCAGGA